AUGGAAGUAUAUCUACCAGAGAAGGGUUUCUCUUGUCAAGAAGUGCUGGACUUAAUUGCUGUUGCUGGUCUCAUGAAGACUGUAUCUGGAUUUGGUCGUUGUUUUGACAAGCUCGUGAAGAAGUUUGUGGUGAAUAUCACCCUUGACUGCAAUAUGGCUGGAAGUGCAGAGUACAGGAAGAUGUAUGCUAGAGGUAAACCUGUUAAUUUUUCUCCUAUUUCGAUUAAUUCUUUUAUGGGUGUUGAUGUUGGAGACAUUUCAUUGAAUGUGAUCACCAAGGAGAUCACUGCCGGGCAUGUAAAAUCUUGGCCCAAGAAGGGUAUAAUGUCUACUGGCGCCUUGAGUGUCAAGUAUGCUUUGCUGAACCGCAUAGGAGCUGCAAAUUGGUUUCUAACCAAUCAUUCUUCCCACAUUUCUACUGGUCUUGCCCAGUUGAUUUACUUGAUUGGCACUAAGACUCCAUUUUAUUUUGGAGCAUUUGUUUUUGAGCAAACAAUGAAGCAUGCAGAUACUUUGCCUAUGAAGUUGCCCAUUGAUUUUCCUUCUCUGAUCUCUGAGAUCAUCCUCAGCCAGCACCCAGAGAUUGUGGCCUCAGAUGAGCAUCCUUUGCAGAAAGCCAUUCCUCUUACUUUUGAUCCUGGGCUGUAUGUUGGACCACAUGUCCAGGACAUUAUUGUUGAAACUGAUCAAGUUGGAGCUGAGAAUUUCAGUGUGUCAAUAUCCUUUGCUGAUCCUGGUGAUGUUCUUUCUGAACUUAUGGAAGUGUCCAAGACUCUUCAGGACACUAUUGUGAGUUGUACUCAGAGGAAGAAGAAGGUUGAUCUGCUGAUCAAGAGGUUGACUAUGGGUAAGGCUCCUGCGGCUGAAGAUAGAAAUCAGGCCGGUGUUGUUCAGGAUGUUGGGGCAUCUAGUUCUGAUUCUAGUUAG
Lotus japonicus is the source of this 927-nucleotide messenger RNA. RefSeq lists its product as uncharacterized. Lineage: Eukaryota; Viridiplantae; Streptophyta; Magnoliopsida; Fabales; Fabaceae. The record is from RefSeq and is a predicted model, not a curated record. The coding region runs from base 1 to 927 and encodes 308 amino acids. The transcript has a single exon.